Messenger RNA from Lytechinus variegatus (green sea urchin), 525 nucleotides. RefSeq names its product sodium-dependent noradrenaline transporter-like. Gene Ontology annotation, cellular component: membrane. The record is from RefSeq and is a predicted model, not a curated record. The transcript has 4 exons. NCBI's taxonomy places the organism in Eukaryota, Metazoa, Echinodermata, Echinoidea, Temnopleuroida, Toxopneustidae. The annotation marks the transcript as partial. Gene Ontology annotation, biological process: sodium ion transmembrane transport.
AUGUCGGCUCCGGUAGCGAUGGAUCGAGAAAAAUGGAGCUGGAAAUUGGAUUUUCUAGCAACAAACAUCGGUUUUGUAGCGUGUUUCGAGAAUAUGUGGCGCUUCCCUUAUCUCUGCUACUAUUACGGAGGCGCCUUGUUCCUCAUCCCGUAUGUCUUGUGUGUGUUCUUCAUCGCGAUGCCUCUUCUGUUCUUGGAGAUGGCUCUUGGCCAGUACACCUCUUCGGGAUCCCUCAAAGCUUGGAGGAUUAGUCCACUUUUUAGGGGUAUUGGCAUAGCUUCUACCGUGGUACUGUUUUGGCGUGGCAUCAUGUGCAACGUCAUCUUGGCUUGGACUCUGUAUUACCUCUACAGCUCCUGUAUUGGUUUUGGGAGUGAUUUUCCUUGGACGAGAUGCGAUCAGUCAUGGAACACAGCCAAUUGUCUUGAAUCUGGAUACGAAUGGGGAUGCGUCAACGGAACGUACAUUCCUGUCAACAGAUACGAUAGACCACCGGACUACUAUUACUUCGACUUCGACAGUGAA